UCCCUACAGGAAACUACGCUGUUCAUCUCCAGAAAGAAACCCGACUAUUGGGCCAUAGCUGGGCGUAGCUUCUGCUAAACCAGGGGGAAUAAUUACUCUGCUGCGAGCGGCAAGGCAGAAGGGCCAGAUUAAGAUUAACUGAAUUAUCAUUUAUCGUGGACGUUGUUUCCGAGGCAGGAACAUGGCUGCCCAGUGUGUAACCAAGGUGGAGCUCACCGUGUCCUGUGAGAACCUCAUAGACAGCGACUUAGGCUCCAAGUCGGACCCCUUGUGUGUCCUUUUGACGUGCAACUCUGACUCCCAGUGGUAUGAGAUUGGACGCACAGAGAAAGUUCAGAAUUGCCUCAGUCCGAAGUUUGCCAAGAAGUUUGUCGUCGACUACUACUUCGAAAUGGUCCAGAAGCUGAAGUUUGGGAUUUACGACAUCGAUAACAAGACGGUUGAUUUGAACGAUGACGACUUUCUGGGGGAGCUGGAGUGCACCCUGGGGCAGGUUGUGUCCAGUCGGAAACUGACCCGGCUGCUGGUGCUGAAGAACAAGAAGCCAGCUGGAAAGGGAACCAUCACUAUCAGUGCGGAGGAAAUAAAAGAUAAUCGGGCGGCGUUUUUUGAGAUGGAGGCAAGAAAGCUGGAUAACAAGGAUUUCUUUGGGAAGUCUGAUCCUUAUUUGGAGUUAUACAAGCAUACAGAAACCGGAUGGCAGCUGGCUCACAGGACAGAGGUGGUGAAGAACAACUUGAACCCGACGUGGAGGCCGUUUCGAGUUCCCCUGCAGUCUCUGUGUGGGGGAGACGUGGAGAAACCAAUUAAAGUGGAGUGCUACGACCACGACGACGACGGCUCUCACGAUCUCAUUGGUUCCUUUGAAACCACGAUGAAGCGGCUCCAGGAAGCGUCUCGGACGUCUCCGGCCGAGUUUGAGUGUAUCAACAGCAAAAAGAAGCAGAAGAAGAAAGGCUACAAGAACUCUGGUGUUGUGAGCGUGAAGCAUUGCGAGGUGGUAAAGGAGUAUACGUUCCUGGAUUAUAUAAUGGGAGGCUGUCAGAUCAACUUCACUGUGGCUGUGGACUUCACCGGCUCCAACGGGGAUCCCAGGUCUCCUCAGUCCCUGCACUACAUCAGCCCUCAGGGCGUCAACGAGUACCUCUCUGCUAUCUGGUCCGUGGGGAACGUCAUUCAGGACUACGACAGUGAUAAAAUGUUCCCGGCGUUUGGCUUCGGAGCCCAGAUUCCGCCCACGUGGCAGGUUUCCCACGAGUUUCCUCUCAACUUCAACCCCUCCAAUCCUUUUUGUGCAGGUGUAGAAGGGGUGGUGCAGGCCUACAGGGCGUGUCUCCCUCAGGUCAAACUCUACGGCCCCACCAACUUCUCCCCUAUCAUCAAUCAUGUGGCCUGUUUUGCUAAACAAGCCAUCCAACAGACCACUGCAUCCCAAUACUUCGUCCUGCUGAUCAUCACCGACGGAGUCAUCACCGACAUGGAUCAGACGCGCAACGCCAUCGUCAACGCCUCGCGGCUGCCCAUGUCCAUCAUCAUCGUCGGCGUGGGAGCGGCGGACUUCAGCGCCAUGGAGUUCCUGGACGGAGACAACGGCUGCCUGCGUUCUGUGGCCGGCGAGGCCUCCAUGAGGGACAUCGUCCAGUUUGUCCCCUUCAGGGAUUUUCAGAACGCUCCCCGUGAGGCGCUGGCGAAGAGCGUGUUGGCCGAAGUGCCGGCUCAGCUGGUGGACUUUUUCUGCACCAUGGAGCUGAACCCACCAAAACUGAGUCCUGCCCCAGCGGAGACCCCCGCGAUGCCCUAAAGAAACCUGACGGAUUCCGCUUUUCAUCUCAUGCAGCUCUAUAUAACCGACAGCGCUGUCAAGUUAGUGUGCACUAAAGUGUCAAUCGAGCCAGCUGUCGACAGCAUCCAGGUUAGUUCGUUAAUUUUAUGUGUAAAAAAAAAAUAUAUAUAAGAAUCCUGGUAUCUGCUCUCUAUAUUUUUUUUAUUGUACUUUUAAUUAUUUUAUUGUCUUUGUUUUCCUUUUUAUGUAAUCUGGACUCUGAGUCUGUAAUAAAAUCUAUCACAAUAUAUAGAAUCCAGGACACAUCUGGACAAGUCCAGAUUUAAAGUUCUAAAUUUGCCCUUUAAGAUUUGAGUUUGCAUGGUAGUUUAAUCUAUAUUGUCAAAAGUAUUGAAAUGCAUUCCUUUAUAAACUUUUGUCCCAUUCUGAAUUCAUUGGCAUUGACAUGACGGCCCACCCUUUGCUGGUGUUUCACCUCCCUUUGGAAAGUGCCAUAGGUUAUAUGUUUGUUUUUUUUUACUUUUGCAUUUGUGAGGUCAGAUACUAAUGUUGGAUGAGAAUGUCAUAAUUGUGCCAAAG
Xiphophorus maculatus (southern platyfish) is the source of this 2362-nucleotide messenger RNA. RefSeq names its product copine 3 (gene cpne3). The record is from RefSeq and is a predicted model, not a curated record. Bases 182 to 1801 code for a protein of 539 amino acids. NCBI's taxonomy places the organism in Eukaryota, Metazoa, Chordata, Actinopteri, Cyprinodontiformes, Poeciliidae. Gene Ontology annotation, cellular component: plasma membrane. Gene Ontology annotation, biological process: cellular response to calcium ion; ERBB2 signaling pathway. Gene Ontology annotation, molecular function: receptor tyrosine kinase binding; calcium-dependent phospholipid binding. The transcript has 16 exons.